GCAGCGAGCGAUCAACACAAUCAUCACAAUCACCUCCAUGAGCGAAGAUAGCCUAGUAGUAGCCCAAGCAAAGUACAUCCAGUUCAACCAUGUCAAACAGUAAACGAAGCUCGCUUGGUGGAAGCGACAGCAUUGGAAGCAAGAAAGUGCCAAAAAGCAGCGAACAAUCCAGUCCCAGCGCAAGUGCCACCGCCUCGGGUGGCUACCGAAGGGUCAAAGACAAUAUUCGAUCGUGUCUAGAUCUACGAUCUCCUCUGGCCUUGCCGUUGAUCGCCCUCCUGACCGACGGCGAUGAUGGUAUCAAAACUUUCGGUGAAUGCCCGCUACUAGAGAAGUACCGCAGCGACAAAGAUAAGUUGGCUAAGGCGAAGGAUUUGGGCGAGGAAGCCUUCAAAAAGGCCCUGAAGGCGUGGGGUGGCACCUCAGAGACCGAGUUUACAGACACCCAUCUGGAUGAAAACCUGAAGCAUGCAUUGAGUGCAUGGAACGAGAUCUAUGGGAAGCUGGAUGUUUCGCCCGUCAGCAGUCAAGAGUCCUUGUAUGUGGAAGUGGACAGCCAGCCAGCGAAAGCCAGCAAACAAGUCCCUGUCAAAGGAAGAAACGAGGAUGGUGUGCGUUCGGGAAAGACGGAUAUGCUGAUGUGGGAACGCGACAAUGAACGCUCUAUUGCAAGGCCACUGUGCCUGAUGGAAGUCGGCCUAACUCCACCGUACACUUCGUGGGAGAAGAUUCAUCAGGGCCUUAUGUACCAGUACGUUGAGAUGAUGCUCAAUUCGGAGCGUUUCAGAGCCACGAAAGCGGACGGGGAUUUAAAACAAAUCAGCUUUGACCGUCCAAUGCUUCUCAGCUCUAUCCUUAUGGGCAAGAAUGGUGCGCACUGUGAAUUUGGAUUAUUUCUUUGUGUUCCUGUCGCUCCUUCGAACGGCGCAGAACACGGAGAAUUCCGCGUCAUGCUUCUGUGGCGGAAGAGAGUCGACAACAAUCUAAACGAGGUUUCGGCAGCGUUUGGUAAAGUCUUUCAAGCUUCGAUCGCCCUACAGAUAUGGAGGAAAGAAAUGAUUUGGUGUGACUUCGAGUAUUUGGGACCGAACUGCGCAAGAGUCGGAGACCGGCUUUACCGAUCGUACGACACCCGCUUUCGUCAAACAGACCGCCCCCCCAACCUUUAUUUCCUGGACGAUGAUGCAAAUGCUGGAAAUGAGGAAUACGUGGGCGAAGAAAAGAAGGUGGGGGAAGAGCCAACGCCCAUGGCUGGAUUCCAUUGGUAUCCUUCUUCUCCCGGAGAAAAACCAAGCGAGAAUGAAGCCACCAUAAAUAUCUUUGCGGCCUCCUAUUGCGAUCCUCAAGAGGCGUCUGGUUUUGGUUCCGCUCCUCAUUCAGGAGACAAGAAGGAAUGGUUGUGGGAAAACAAAGGGAGACUUCUCGUCAUUUCUGUCCCUUAUCGUAUUGGGGUUCACACGGCCGAAAUUCUCUCCGAUUUUGUCCCCUUAAUGAAGCAUCUCGACCAUCUUCAUGCUCAUGGCAAGGUGCACGGCGACAUACGCGCAUUCAACAUGGUAUUCCCACAGAAGCAAAACGAGCAAGGGGAGAAGGAGUCCAAAGGAUGGCUAAUUGAUCUUGAUUUUGGUGGUGUUGCUGGGAAGGCAAGUUACCCUAAUAAUUUCAACUACAACUUGAGCGAUGGGUUUCGGCUUCGCUCAGAAGCUGGGUCAAUCCAAAAAAUGCACGACUUUUACGCCCUCUGCCAAGUUGCCCUGAGAGUGCAUAUUCCACUUGGAAGAGAAGAAGAGGAUGCGUUUGGAGUGAAAGCAUUUGGACUCACCAACAAAUUUAUAAACGAAAAGGAUUUCGAGGCAGAUAAGAAGAUGUUGGAGGACUUCUUGUGUGAGUACGGAAAAGUGAAGCUAGGAUUGAGUCAUAAUUUCGGCGUUGAGAUCGGAAAGCUUGACAACCAAGAGAACCGAAAGCUUGACUACCAGGUAGUACCAAGAGAAACCAAAAAACAACAACGAACAAGGACAUGAAAAGGUAUCCCCCCGAAAGGAUGUCGCAACGAGUAACUCGAGUAGUUUGUAGAUUAAUCGAUAGACUGUUGGAUUUAUCGAUG
Molecule: messenger RNA, 2107 nt
Organism: Seminavis robusta
Lineage: Eukaryota; Bacillariophyta; Bacillariophyceae; Naviculales; Naviculaceae
Source: the annotation of a GenBank genome assembly